AUGCCGUCUUUAUCUAUCCUCAAGCGCUCCGGCCGCGAUGCACCGCCGUGGUCGCUACGAUCAUGGAACAAUCCAAGCGAUAACAUCAUCGAGACACCCGAAGCAACGACAACAAGAGAGGAAAUCAUGCCGGUAUCAUCAAGGAGUUGUGCCGGGUCGCCCACUGCCGACAACAUAUUUGGCAGCAACAGUCGUAGCUAUGAAAAUAACGGCACCGAUUUGCAGGGCGUGUCCAUACCAGGGCCCAUGACAACGACAAUAUCACCUUUUUCACCAACGAACAAAGACCGCCGUGAUUCCAAGCGCGACCUCUUGCACGGCCUCAUCAGUCGGUCCAUUCGCGGUGCUGGCCGCGCGUUGUCGACGUCCAGCCCGCCGUCUCCGCCCUCAUCGCAGUCUGCUUCAACAACAUCGCUGUCUCCAUUGUCGUCGUCCGUAGGAUUCCCCACGUCGACGACAGCCACGGCAUCCACUGCGCCCUCUCUAUUUGCAUCUCCGCCGCAGACGUCAUCGCCGUCGUCGUUUCACGCACGAAAGCCAAGAACGGCUGUGCCGGCUCCACAAAAGCUGUUUCGCCCACGGCCGCGCCAGUCAUCAGCUGCACCUGCGUAUUCGGGUGCAUCGGCAUCUAGCAAGACGGUAAGAGCCUUUUUUGUGCCACCUUUUUUUAACUCGUUCCGUAUUUCGCUUCUCGUUCGCUCGCGUUUCUUCGUUCCUUCCCUCCAAGCACGGGCCCGCCCGCCUGCCACCGUCACUAGGCUUGUCUACCAAGAAGGCAAGAAAGUUUUUGUCGUCGCAGGUGACACUUUCCCAAUUAGUGCAUAUUGGUGUUUUCUCAUCAGCACAGCAAAAGGCAGGAGCCUCUCAACUGUCUGCUCCGUUCCUUCAAAUUUUGCUGGCGCAUGGCCUACUGGCACCAGCAGGAAAGAAGAAAGAGGCAAGAAGCAGUGGCGAAUGGGCUGGUUCCUGUUCCUGGCCGCGUGA
Molecule: messenger RNA, 984 nt
Organism: Sporothrix schenckii 1099-18
Lineage: Eukaryota; Fungi; Ascomycota; Sordariomycetes; Ophiostomatales; Ophiostomataceae
Exons: 1
Coding region: 1-984 (327 amino acids)
Source: RefSeq, a predicted model, not a curated record